Molecule: messenger RNA, 3054 nt
Organism: Linum trigynum
Lineage: Eukaryota; Viridiplantae; Streptophyta; Magnoliopsida; Malpighiales; Linaceae
Source: the annotation of a GenBank genome assembly
UUCAGAAUUGAUUUAUGAAGAAAAACCCAGAAUUCCCAAGGUUUUGAGUUGUGAGUUGUUUUGAUUUUGGUUGCGAUCAAAACUUGUUGAACUUUGGCCUAUUGAUCGAGCAACCCCACUCGAUCACUCAAAGGUAACCUUAUAGCGACUGUGCAUCCUCCCAGAUGUGAGGAUUCCCUCUCGUUUCCAUCCAAAUUCGUCACAAAACAAGCUUCUCAAGCUUGUUUGGUUUCCCUGUUUGUUCAUCGUGAGGCAAAGGGCUCAACUCUUUGGGUUUGAUUGCGCUACUCUGAUUAAACACCUGCUUUGGGUGUUAUCAAAAAGGCCAGGCCGUAGCGUAGGAGGACUAGCACGACUAGUAGUAGAUAUAGAUAGAUAGAGUCCUAACCGCUAGGGUUUCGUCUGGUAUUCGCCGUGGCCGCUAUAUCCCUCAGCACCUUUUAUUUCUCUGGAUUUAGCUGUUUCUGGUUUUGGUUCUGGGGCGACGCACCAAUUAGGGUUCCGGGGGCGCGUGAUCGCGGGAUUUCAAUGUCUACGGAAAGGAAGAGGAACGCGAGAUUGUUUGAUGUGGACCGGUCAUCGGUCUCUUCUGAGGGGUAUUCGCUGGAUGGAAAGCUGGAUUCGCAGAGGCAUUCGGACAUACUCCAGAAGAGGGAAACUCUUCCAGUUAGGAAGCAGAAGAAUGAGUUUUUGGAUGUCUUGAAGAAGAACCAGGUUAUCAUCCUUGUGGGCCAGACUGGAAGUGGCAAAACUACCCAGAUUCCGCAGUUUGUUUUGGAAGCUGUUGAGGUGGAAACUUCGGUUAAGAGGCCCAAGAUGAUGGUUGCUUGCACUCAGCCUUGUCCAGUGGCUGCAGUGUCUGCUUCGCGACGUGUUGCUGAAGAGAUGAAUGUCAUCAUUGGUGAAGAAGUUGGUUAUAGCAUCUGUUUCGAAGACAAUAUCAGUGAUAAGACAGUUUUGAAGUAUUUAACGGAUGGUAUGCUCUUAAGAGAAGCCAUGGCCAAACCACUAUUAGAAAUGUACAGAGUAAUAAUCAUUGAUGAAGCUCAUGAGAGAACUUUAGCAACAAGCGUGCUCUUUGGAUAUCUCAAACUAGUGUUGGGAAUGCGUCCAGAUCUUAAAUUGGUGGUCAUGAGUGCUACUGUAGAAGCUAAGUUACAAGACUAUUUUGAUGGGGCACCUCUAAUGAAAAUUUAUUGUGUGCACCACCCUGUGGAUAUAUUCUACACAAUCAAGCCUGAAAGUGACUUCCUUGGAGCUACAAUUCGAUCUGUUGUCGAAAUACACCAACGGGAAGAGCCUGGAGAUAUACUAGCGUUUUUAACACGUCAGGAAGAGAUAGAAGAGGCUUGCCACAGAAUUUCUGAAGAGAUAGGUAAAUUAGGAAACAAGGUGGGACCUGUGGAAAUCGUGUAUUUGCACUCAACUCUUCCUCCAGACAUGCAGCAGAAGAUAUUUGAGCCUGCUCCACCUCCUUUAGUUGAGGAUGGUCCACCUGGGAGGAAAAUCGUGCUCUCAACAAUCACUGCUGAAACAUCUCUUAGUAUAGACAGGAUUGCUUAUGUGAUUGAUCCCGGUGUUGUCGAACAAAAUUUUUAUGACUCACGGGUUGGAGUCAACUUCCUUAUGGUUUCUCCAGUUUCCAGGGAUAGGGCUGAUAUGAGAGCCUCUCUUGCUGGUAGGACAGUGCCAGGGAAAUGCUUUAGGCUUUAUACUGAGAGGAGUUACAAUCAGGAUCGUCACGGGCAGACUGAUCCCGAGAUAUUGAGGUCGAAUUUAAGGAGUAUUGUCCUGAUAUUGAAGAAGCUGGAAGUUCCUGAUCUACGUCAUUUCAUGAACCUACCUGCAGAAGAGGCGUUGACGAGGGCUUUGAAAGAGUUGUCAGAUUUGGGAGCAUUAGAUGAUAAGGGGAACUUGACGGAGCUGGGGAAUAUGAUGAGUAAAUUUCCGCUUGAUCCUCAGAUGGCGAAGAUGCUGGUUGUUAGUCCAGGCUUUAAUUGCUCGAAUGAGAUCCUCUCUAUUUGUGCUAUGCUAUCAGUACCCAAUUGCUUUCGAGAAGGCUUUGAUAAAGUCAAAGCUAGGUUCGUUGACACUGAUGGUGAUCACCUGACUCUGUUGAACGUCUACAAUGAGUUCAAGUGCAACAAAGAGGAUUUAUCUUGGUGUGAUACAAAUUUCAUCAACUAUAGUGUGCUUAAAUCUGCACAAAAUGUGAGGCAGCAUCUUGUGCAGUGCAUGUCAAGGUGUGAAAUCGAGAUGUGCCGCACCUAUUUAUACGGCCCGGAUUACUACGACAACAUAAGGAAGGCAAUACUAGCAGGGUAUUUUAUGCAAGUUGCUCAUCUGGAGCGCACUGGAGACUACUUGACUGUCAAGGGUAACCAAUACGUGUACUUACAUCCAUCAAAUUUUCUGGGUUGGAAGCCACAAUGGGUGGUGUACAAUGAAAUUGUGUCGACUAGCAUGCACUUCAUUCGUACAGCGAUGCAUGUUCGUGGUGAAUGGCUGGUAGACAUAGCUCCUCCUCGUUACUAUUUGAAGAACUUCCCCAACUCUGAAGCAAAGCAGAUUCUCGAGCUUUUGGAGAAGUGGAAGGAGCAAAGGAAGUGGAAGAGGGAGGAGAGCAAGAACAAAAGAUAUGUUCCCAGGAAGCGGGGGGAGGAAGUAGGCUCCCGAGAAGUGCACAGGAAGCAGGAGAGGGAGGAGAGCAGGAACAAAAGAUAUGUUCUCUCCUCGAACUGUGCUUGGAAGCGGGAGGAGGAAGUAGGCUCCCGAGAAGUGCACAGGAAGCGGGAGAGGGGGGACAGAGAGAGGCAGUGGGAGGAGCGCAAGCGCAAGUGCGCAACAAGAAAACAGUAAGACUUGUUAAUUGUUAUUCAAAGCCGGGAGAGGGAGGAGAGCAGGAACAAAGACCCAAAAUUAACCCUACAACUAACUCGUCUUUUGUGGAUAUGAUAUUUAUGUGUUAUUCAUGUGGUAAUUGACAUCAAAUGACUUGUUUGUAUGAGGAGUUAUUUGCAAUGUGGUAUUUUAUAAUUAAUGAGUUGAAAUAUC